Messenger RNA from Glycine soja, 2420 nucleotides. Its product is annotated as beta-galactosidase 15-like. Gene Ontology annotation, cellular component: vacuole; cell wall. Lineage: Eukaryota; Viridiplantae; Streptophyta; Magnoliopsida; Fabales; Fabaceae. The record is from RefSeq and is a predicted model, not a curated record. Gene Ontology annotation, biological process: carbohydrate metabolic process. Gene Ontology annotation, molecular function: carbohydrate binding; beta-galactosidase activity. The transcript is spliced from 17 exons. The coding region runs from base 33 to 2420 and encodes 795 amino acids.
UUCAUUUCUUAUUUACUCUCAUCCUUGCCUCGAUGAUGGGGAAAAUGGGUAGUAUCACUACACUUUUGCUGUUAUGUUUGGCUUUGAUUAGCAUAGCAAUUGAAGCCAUUGAUGUUUCCUACGAUGGAAGGGCCAUAACAAUUGAUGGCAAGAGAAAAAUCUUAUUCUCUGGCUCUAUUCAUUAUCCACGUAGUACUGCUGAAAUGUGGCCAUCUUUGAUUGAGAAAUCAAAAGAAGGUGGACUUGAUGUCAUUGAGACAUAUGUUUUUUGGAAUGUUCAUGAGCCUCACCCUGGCCAGUAUGAUUUUUCUGGAAAUUUAGAUCUUGUGAGGUUCAUUAAAACCAUUCAGAAUCAAGGACUUUAUGCCGUGCUUCGAAUUGGUCCAUAUGUAUGUGCAGAAUGGAACUAUGGGGGAUUUCCGGUGUGGUUACAUAAUAUACCUAACAUCGAAUUUAGGACAAACAAUGCUAUUUUUGAGGAUGAGAUGAAAAAAUUCACUACACUCAUAGUGGACAUGAUGCGACAUGAGAAGCUCUUUGCAUCACAAGGAGGACCCAUUAUUCUUGCUCAGAUUGAAAAUGAGUAUGGAAAUAUUAUGGGCUCAUAUGGUCAAAAUGGAAAAGAGUAUGUUCAAUGGUGUGCUCAACUAGCUCAAUCUUAUCAAAUUGGUGUGCCUUGGAUCAUGUGUCAACAAAGUGAUGCUCCAGAUCCUUUGAUUAACACAUGUAAUGGUUUCUACUGCGACCAAUGGCAUCCUAAUAGCAACAACAAACCUAAGAUGUGGACCGAGGAUUGGACUGGCUGGUUCAUGCAUUGGGGAGGACCAACUCCACAUAGAACUGCUGAGGACGUUGCUUUUGCUGUUGGGAGAUUUUUUCAAUAUGGUGGCACAUUUCAAAAUUACUAUAUGUACCAUGGAGGUACCAAUUUUGGACGAACCUCAGGAGGACCAUAUAUCACUACCUCAUAUGACUAUGAUGCUCCUUUGAAUGAAUACGGUGAUUUAAAUCAACCUAAAUGGGGACAUCUGAAACGACUUCACGAGGUUUUGAAAUCAGUUGAAACAACCUUAACUAUGGGUUCCUCCAGAAAUAUUGACUACGGAAAUCAGAUGACGGCCACAAUUUUUAGUUAUGCUGGACAAUCAGUUUGUUUCCUUGGAAAUGCACAUCCAUCAAUGGAUGCCAAUAUUAACUUUCAAAACACUCAAUACACUAUUCCUGCAUGGUCUGUGUCCAUCCUUCCAGAUUGUUAUACUGAAGUCUACAACACUGCAAAGGUCAAUGCUCAAACAUCCAUAAUGACCAUUAAUAAUGAAAAUUCAUAUGCAUUGGAUUGGCAAUGGAUGCCUGAGACGCAUUUGGAGCAAAUGAAAGAUGGCAAAGUUCUUGGAUCUGUUGCUAUAACUGCUCCUCGGCUUUUGGAUCAAAAGGUGGCAAAUGAUACAAGUGAUUACUUAUGGUACAUCACCAGUGUUGACGUCAAACAAGGCGACCCCAUUUUGUCCCAUGAUCUUAAGAUAAGAGUAAACACCAAAGGACAUGUACUUCAUGUGUUUGUUAAUGGAGCACAUAUUGGUUCCCAAUAUGCUACCUAUGGAAAGUACACGUUCACUUUUGAGGCAGACAUCAAAUUGAAACUUGGGAAAAAUGAGAUAUCUUUAGUUAGUGGCACCGUUGGUUUACCAAACUAUGGUGCCUACUUUGACAAUAUACACGUUGGUGUUACUGGCGUUCAAUUGGUGUCACAAAAUGAUGGCAGUGAGGUGACCAAAGAUAUCUCCACAAACGUGUGGCAUUAUAAGGUUGGAAUGCACGGUGAGAACGUGAAGCUAUAUUCCCCUAGCAGAAGCACUGAAGAAUGGUUUACAAAUGGUCUUCAAGCACAUAAAAUAUUCAUGUGGUACAAGACUACAUUCAGAACUCCCGUAGGAACUGAUUCAGUUGUGCUAGAUUUGAAAGGUUUGGGAAAGGGUCAAGCUUGGGUAAAUGGUAACAACAUUGGUAGGUAUUGGGUAAGCUAUCUUGCAGGUGAAGAUGGUUGUAGUUCAACAUGUGAUUACCGUGGAACAUAUAGGUCAAACAAAUGCACAACGAAUUGUGGAAAUCCCACUCAAAGAUGGUACCAUGUCCCAGACUCAUUUCUUCGUGAUGGUCUGGAUAACACAUUGGUGGUGUUUGAAGAGCAAGGAGGUAACCCCUUUCAAGUUAAAAUUGCCACGGUAACUAUUGCAAAAGCAUGUGCAAAGGCCUAUGAAGGACAUGAAUUGGAAUUAGCAUGCAAGGAGAACCAAGUCAUAUCUGAAAUUAAAUUUGCUAGCUUUGGUGUGCCUGAGGGUGAAUGUGGAUCCUUUAAGAAGGGUCAUUGCGAAUCUAGUGAUACUUUAUCUAUUGUGAAACGGGUAACUAAUUUAUUUUAG